UGAGUUUCUGACAAAGUCACUAUAAUCAUCCAAUCAAACGCCGCAUCGGAGAUUACUGGGGAUUUUGAAUUCUCAGCAGCAUUUUGUCUUUCGGAGCGAAAUCUCAAGAACCAGAAUCACCGCUUUUAGGAUAUGCCGGUUGAGGCUUAACGUAGCUAGCUACAGAUAUUGAAGCAUUAUGAGCUGGGUAGUGGAGGAGUGGAAAGAUGGUCUUUCAGGUAAAGCCCUGCAGAAGAUACAAGAGAUUGAGGGACAGCUGGACAAGCUGAAGAAGGAGAGGAAUCAGAAACAGUUCCAGCUCGACUCACUGGAGGCUGUUCUACAGAAACAGAAACAAAAGGUUGACAGCGAGAAGAGCGAGGCGUCUGCCAUUAAGAGGGAGAACCAGGCCUUGGUAGAGUCAUGUGACGCCGUGGAGAAGGCCCGUCAGAAGGCGACCCACGACCUGGGGGUCAAAGUGCAACAGGUCAGCAACCUGGAGGGUCAGCUCAGCACCAGCAAGAAGACCAUAGAACGACUGGAGCAGGAACUCAAGAAAUAUAAGAAUGAAAAGGACCGUUGUCAGCCCUCCCACUCCUCUGAUCUUCAGUCCUACAGCACUCCUCAGAAGACCUUUGCCACUCCUGCUGCUACUCCCAGCUACAGACAGCAUGACUCCAGGCUGGAGGACCUUCAGGAGAGAUACAACCAGGAGGUGGAAGAGAGGAAGAGACUGGAAGCCGAACUGAAAAUCACACAGGUCAAACUGUUGAACCAGUCGUCCGUCAGUCAUAAGGACAUUGCCACCCGGCAACAAGCAGGCUCCUCCAUAUUCCCAUGGCAACAGCAAGACAAGGGCCGCCAGUCCCAGGGCACCAUUGAAACGCCCCUGGCUAGGCGGGCAGGGGGCGGGACAUCCGCUGGCGGCUUCCUGUGGAACACGGAGGAUACACCAAUCAAAUCCACCCAGCGAAUCAGCACAUCUGUAUCCCAGUUUGAUUCUGAUGGCUCCUCCCAGCAGAUGGAACAGCUGAGGAUGCUGAAUCAAGAGCUGAAGAGUAAAGUGUCUGAGCUGGAGCAGCGUCUGCAGUCACAGGAGAAGGACGCGAGGAUGCAGAGCGGCAGGCUCCAGGAGCUCCAAGGCCAGCUGGACCAGGCUAGGAGAGACCUGACCGACAGAGACAAGACCCUGGGCAAGAGCAGAGAUGAACUAAGCAAGGCUACCACUCAGCACGAACAAGCUGUCGCCAAGUGUGUGUCAAUGGAGCAGAAAUUGAAACAGGUCUCUGAGGAGAUGUCCUGCCAGAGGCACAACGCUGAGAGCUGCAGACGAGCUCUGGAACAGAAGGUCAAGGACCAGGAGAAGGAGAGCCAGAAGGAGCUGUCCCACCUCCAGAGCAGCCACCACUCCCUAGAGCAGCAGUUUAACCAGACCAAGACCAAGCUGAACCAGGAGAUACAGCAAGCCAAGAAAGACCACAACAUCCUGCAGGCUGAGAUGGACAAGGUGUCAUGCCAGAGGAGCCAGCUGGAGAGAGACCAGGAGGAGCAGAAACAGAAGUUGCUGAGGUCAGAACAGAGCCAACAGGCCAGCCAAAACAAGGAGCAGGACCUCAGGAAGAAAUUUGAGGAGCUGCAGAGAGAGAAGAACACUGUGAGCGCCCAGCUGGACCAGGGUAGCAAGAGGCUCUCUCAGCUGGAGGAGGAGAAGAAGAGCGCAGAGCAGAACCUCAAACGCACCCAGAGCAUGCUGGAUGACUUCAGAGCCAAAAAUGAAGCCCAGUCCGAAGAGCUGAAAGGACUUGUCACUAAACUGGAAAGCCAGACCAGAUCGUCAGCCCAAGAUCUAGAGAACCUAAAGAAAACGCUCACAGACGCAGAGACCAAGAAUGACAAGACUCAGAGUGAACUGAAUAUCCAAAAACAGGAAGUGGAACAGAUCACAAACAAACACAGCGCUCUGGAGAAGGAGAUCCAGGAACUGAAGACAACCCUGACCACCACUCAGGGCGAGUUUGUGCAGCUGAAGAAAGAGAACGAGACACUUCAGGGAUGGAAAACGGAGAAGGAGACGCUCGUUAACGAGACUGAGGCUGUGCAGCAAGGCUUAGUCGACAAAAUCACUGAGCUGGAGAAGAGUCUGGGCUCGUUGAAUGACGAUAAAAUAGGUCUACAGGAGCAGCUGAAGACUCUGGAGGCUGAGAAGGCUUGUCUAUCAGGGCAGAUCGAUUCCCUGAAGGGAGAACUCCUCAACAAGUGUACCGACCUGGAGGAGAAGGGCUGCAUGUACGAAGAGCUCCAAAAACAGCUGAAGGAGUCUGACCAGAAACACUUAAAAAACCUGGAGACCGUUGGGUUGCAGAUGACCCAGCUUGAAGGACAAGUGAAGGAUCUGGGGUCCAGGCUGCAGGUGGAGACUGGCAGGGCGGAGCGGGCCGAAAUGUUUCACACUGAGCUCCAGGAGCAGUACCAGGCGGCCUGCGACCUGGCCCGGUCCAAAGAUGCUCUGGUGGAGUUAGGCCAGAGCGAUGUAGCCCAGCUCAGGGAGAGUCUGGCUCAGACCACAGCCCUACAGGAGGAACAACUGGCCAGAUUUACCCAGGAGAAGACCUCCCUCCUGAAGGAGUGUGAGGAAAGCGUAGCAUCGAAGGUAGACGAGGUUGAGCACGCCAAGCUGAGUCUGGUUAAGAUUCAGCAGGAGCUGCCUUUCCUCCAGGACCAGGUGUCUUCACUGGAGUCCAACCUGAAGAUCCAGAAAAGUUUGGGUGUUAAACUACAGGCCAAGUAUGACAACAUUGUCAAUACUAAAGAGGAUCUUGUGGAGAAGCUUUCUGAGGCAGAAAAGAGAGGGGAAAGUCUUCAGGGUGAAGUCAAUAGCCUCUCAGAGCAGGCGAAGACUGUUGGCUCUCUACAGGAGCGCUGUGAUACUCUGACGGCUGCGGCACAGGAGUCCAUAAGCGCUCUGCAGAACAUGACCGAGACCCUGACCCAGACUGAAACAGAGCUGCACAUACUGAGAGACGUGGUUGAAAAACUAGAGGCUCAGGUGUACGAAGCUGAGACCAAAGCCUCAGGUCUUGAGAGGGAAAAGGCAGAGAUGGCAGAGAAAGUAGAGAAAAUCCAGAGGGAAGCUGAAGAGGUUUCUGUGAAGUAUCAAAGCCUUCAGGACUCCCAGGAAGAGGAGAGGAAUGGUUUGCUGAAGCAGAUCUCUACAUUGAAGGACAUACUCACUGAGAAUAAUGCUGCUUCCGCCCAGCUGUCUUCUGACCUGAAUAACUCCCUGGAAGCUCUGCAGAAGACACACUCGGCUGCCGUGGAGCUCAACUCCAACCUGGAGAGCAGCCUAGUGGAGAAAACAAACCUAAUCUCUUCUCAGGAGAUGCAAGUCAAAGAGCUCUCAGAGAGACUCCAUAAGGAAGCCGAGAUCCAUGUCACAGAGCUGGAGACUUACCUCCAGAAACAAAGAGGCCUGAAGGAGCAGCUUGAGAUUGUAAAGAGCCAGCUGGAGAGUAAAAGCCAGGAGGGAGCCGAGGCUAAGGAGAAGUGGGAGAGGGCCUCACUAGAGCUGUCUAAGCUGAGAGAAGAUUUGUCUUCUGCCAGAAACAGUGUCGAUGAGAAAGGCCGUAAGAUCAAGAGUCUGAAAGAGAGGUUGAACCAGGCUGAGUCUGAACAAGACAAAGCUACCGACGCCCUGAAAGAGAAGGUCAUCAGCAUGAACAAGAUCAAGGUCCAGCUGGAGAUGCUUCAGAUGGACCUGGAGGACAACGAGGCCUGCAUGAACACCUUUGACACCCAGAUAGAGGAGCUUAAAGGAACUGUGGAGGAACUCAGAGGCACCGUGGCCUCUCUGAAUGGGAGACUGGAGGAGAGUGUGACGCAAAGGUCCACCUUGGAGACCGAGCUGGGCUCUGUCAAAGAGCAGCUGUCAGAGAAGAGCUGUGAAGUCACCCAGGUGACAGCAACUCUUGAAGACACUCGCCAGCAGAUGCAGGCUGCCUUGUCCACAGCAGGUUUAGUGGAAUCACUCCAGACCACUGUUGAUGGGCUGAUGGAGACCCUGGAGGAGGAGGUUAGAAAACAUGGCCAACUGGAGAUGGACAUCAUUCAGCUCACUGAGGAGAAGGAGCAGUUGGCUGUGGAGAAGGAGCAGUUGGCCGUGGAGAAGGAGCAGUUGGCCGUGGAGAAGGAGCAGUUGGCCGUGGAGAAGGAGCAGUUGACCGUGGAGAAGGAGCAGUUGACCGUGGAGAAGGAGCAGUUGACCGUGGAGAAGGAGCAGUUGACCGUGGAGAAGGAGCAGUUGACCGUGGAGAAGGAGCAGUUGACCGUGGAGAAGGAGCAGUUGACCGUGGAGAAGGAGCAGUUGACCGUGGAGAAGGAGCAGUUGACCGUGGAGAAGGAGCAGUUGACCGUGGAGAAGGAGCAGUUGACUGUGGAGAAGGAGCAGUUGACCGUGGAGAAGGAGCAGUUGACCGUGGAGAAGGAGCAGUUGACCGUGGAGAAGGAGCAGUUGACCGUGGAGAAGGAGCAGUUGACCGUGGAGAAGGAGCAGUUGACCGUGGAGAAGGAGCAGUUGACCGUGGAGAAGGAGCAGUUGACCGUGGAGAAGGAGCAGUUGACCGUGGAGAAGGAGCAGUUGACCGUGGAGAAGGAGCAGUUGACCGUGGAGAAGGAGCAGUUGACCGUGGAGAAGGAGCAGUUGACCGUGGAGAAGGAGCAGUUGACCGUGGAGAAGGAGCAGUUGACCGUGGAGAAGGAGCAGUUGACCGUGGAGAAGGAGCAGUUGACCGUGGAGAAGGAGCAGUUGACCGUGGAGAAGGAGCAGUUGACCGUGGAGAAGGAGCAGUUGACCGUGGAGAAGGAGCAGUUGACCGUGGAGAAGGAGCAGUUGACCGUGGAGAAGGAGCAGUUGACCGUGGAGAAGGAGCAGUUGACCGUGGAGAAGGAGCAGUUGACCGUGGAGAAGGAGCAGUUGACCGUGGAGAAGGAGCAGUUGACCGUGGAGAAGGAGCAGUUGACCGUGGAGAAGGAGCAGUUGACUGUGGAGAAGGAGCAGUUGACUGUGGAGAAGGAGCAGUUGACUGUGGAGAAGGAGCAGUUGACUGUGGAGAAGGAGCAGUUGACUGUGGAGAAGGAGCAGUUGACUGUGGAGAAGGAGCAGUUGACUGUGGAGAAGGAGCAGUUGACUGUGGAGAAGGAGCAGUUGACCGUGGAGAAGGAGCAGUUGACCGUGGAGAAGGAGCAACUUGAGGCUGACUUGCAGAGGCACAGUCUGAACGCUGGGGAUGAGAGAGACGCGGUCAAACAGGAGAACGAGUGUCUCCAGCGUACGCUACAGAGCCUGACGGAGAACUACGAGGCUGUUCAGUCUGCGUUUGAGAGAGCGACCCGGCAGAGCGAGGACGAAACCAGAGAGAGGAUCGGAACGUUUGAGAGGGAACAAACCGAGCUCCAGCAGAGACUGAGCGGACUGCAGGGUGAACUAGCCCUGUUCAAGGAGCACUAUGACAGCCUGAUGACUCAGGCAAGCCAGCAGCAGUCUCUCAUAGAGCAGCUUCAGACCAAGAGAGACCAGAAGGUCUCUACAGGAGAGGCGGACGGACCGACUUCCAGACAGACGUCAGGCUCCUUCUUCAACGUUAGCUUACCCUUAAAAGAAGAUCCUGAGGAGAUGAAACCCACAGCUGAGCAAUCAGAUGACCUCCACAACUCUGAGGUACCUCAACAGACAGGAAGUGACGGCAACAAUGAGCCAGCUGAAGAGUUCAGUGACUGCAUGGAUAAAGUCCCUGUAGAGCAGCAAAAAGCGCUCAGUAAAAGCCUAGAUGAUGAUGAUGUGACCCUCGGCGGUGAACAUCUAGCAGUCUCUGAAGCUCCUCGUGAUCAGGACCAGUUGGCCCAGAGCAGGGAGGUGGUCAGAAAGCUAGAGGAGGAGCUACAGACCCUCCACUCCCAGCUUGACCUCGCUACCUCUGAGAUGACCCUCAGGAAGGAGCUGUGCUCUGAGCUGGAGGUCAAAGUUGAAGAGUUAGAGGUGAAGGUCCAACAGAUGGAGAAAGAGAUGUGUGGUGCCGCGGAGAAGAUUAGCGCUGCCGUAGUGGAGAGACGAACGCUAGGUGACCAGAUCUCAGAGUUGACAGAGGAGGCAGAGUCCCUGAGACUGGCGCUGCAGACCUCUAAAUGUCAGCUCUCUGAUGUCAUGGAGAUGCUAGAGACGCUGGAGAUGGCCAAAGGUGGUUGGAGCGAGAGGUUCUUCCAGGUGGAAAGCGAACUGAAGAGGGUUCGUUCUGAGAAGGCCAAUCUGGAGAAACACAUCCUCUCCAUGGAGGCUGAUUUAGAGUGCCUGACCGAGCAGAAAGUCACGCUGGAGAGGGAGAUGGAGGCUAGCCGCAAAGCUAAAUGUGACCUGGCCCAGCAGCUGGCCACCCUCACCUCAGAGAACGGACAACUCAGACAGGAGAUGGUGUCCUGCAGCGAGGAUAGGAAUGAGCUGGAACAGUCAGUGGCACAGUGGAAGGAUAAGGCAGAGAGUCUGGAGAAGACAAACGUGGAUACUAGAGAGGUUAUUAAGAUCUUAGAGGAAGAUAUCAGAAAUGGGAAGAGGGAAUCUGAUGUGACGUCUGCUAACCUGGAGAGUCUGCAGAUGGAGAGAGGUCAGCUGGUGCUGCAGUGUCAGGCGCUAGAGAAGACCAUCACCCUGCAGAGCGGGGAGAAGGACAACCUGAUUAACCAACUGAACAGCUUCAAAGAUAACCAGAGCUCUGCGAGCAAAAACACUGAGUCCAUGGCCUCUAAGAUUCAGUCUCUGGAAGGGGAGAUAUCUAGACUAGCCCAGUCUCUGGAGUCUUCUCUGCUAGAGAAAGGAGAGAUAGCCUCACGCCUCAACUCAACCCAGGAGGAGGUGGCCCAAAUGAGGUCGGGCAUCGAGAGGCUCCGGGUCCGCAUAGAGUCCGACGAGAGACAGAAAAAACACAUGAGCGAACUGCUGAAGGCUGCCCAGAGGAAAGCAGAUGCUCUUCAGGACCAGCUAGACAAACAGGAGAGGGAGAGGGAAGACGCUGACCAAAACCUAGAGGAGGCUGUGCUUCAGGCCGAGACGGCCACGGUCCAACUUGAAGAGUUGGAGGAAGAGAAGAAGGAACUGGCCAGUAAGAUUGAGGAGAUGACUGCCGAACUGGACAGCCUGAGAAAUGAGAAGGAGAGGCUUGAGGAAUUGCUCUCUCUGAAGAACGCAGAGAUUGAGGAGAUGAAGGCAGCAAACCGAGCUGCCACUGAGGAACUGGAGAAAGGGAUGAGAGAGGCGGAGGACAAACAGAGGGCAAUGGUGGAAGAGUUACAGGCCCAGCUUGACUCUGUGAGCUCUGAGCUGCAGAAAUGCAGAGAAGGCCUGGAGGGAGAGAAGGAGAGAAUGCGGUCUCUAACGGAGGAAUGGGAGAAAGAGCGGGAGAGGCUGAAGAAAGAGGUGGAUCGACUGCAGGCUUUGGAGAUCGAGCGGGAGAAGAAGAGAGAGAUGCUGACUCUGAGACUGCAGGAGGACCUGGAGGCACAGCAGAGAGAGAUGGGGGACAUCCGAGAGAACAACAACACCCUGCAGCAAGAGAUGGAGAAGCUGCAGGCACUACUGUCGGAGCGGGAGCAGAAAGAACAGGCUCAGUCUGCAGAGAGACUAAAACUACAGCAGCAGUCAGAAAGCUACAAGUUAUCCCUGGAGGAGGUUACCUCAGAGAAGGAGGUGCUGAAGGCACAGCAGGAGGAGGAGGUUGCAGCCCUUAGGGGUGAGCUGACCUCGGAGCAGGAGGUGCUGAGGGGACAGUUGGCUGCAGCGGAGGAGGAGGUCAGAGGUCAUCUGUCAGAGUUGAGCAGUCUGAGAACCAGAAUGGAGGAGCUCAGCACUACCAUCACACAGCAGGACAGCAGCAAACAGGUAUCGGAGCUGAGCUCCAGAGUGGCCCGUCUGUCUAAGGAGAGGGACUCAGCCCUCGGUAAGGUUAACAUGUGGAUGAACUCCUGUAAACAGCUGGAGAAGGAGAGGGAGGCUCUUGUACUGGAGACCCAGAAACUACAGGCCAGCCAGACACCAGCUGGUGAAGAGAGGAGUGAUGAGGUACAGAAGAGGAGCUCUGAGGAGGUGCAGGCUGAACUCAAAGAGUUGAAGAAAGCUCUAGAGGAGAGGAGUGAGGAGGUGCAGGAGCUCAGCAAGACUCUAGCAGAGAGAAGCAGGGAGUUGGAGGCGCAGAAGAGGAGCAGUGAGUCUGAACUGGAGGAGCUUACUGAAGCCUUGGAGGAGAGGAGCAGGGAGGUGGACGAGAGCAUGGAUAAAUACUGCAGCCUGAUGGUCCGUGUCCACAAGCUGGAGGAGACCAACGACACGCUGGAAACACGCCUGGAGCGCCUUGUCACGCAGACCACUAGCAGCACGGCUAACAACGCUAGCAACACGGCUAACAAUGCUAGCAAUAAAACACCCAGGCGAAAGUCAGGCAGGAGGUCAGCCUCCAGGGCACAGGAAGCACUCAUACCGUUGGGUCCCGCAGAGACAGACUCUGAGAACACGGUGCCUGCUGGUCAGGGUCAGGGGUCGUUGGGGAAGAGGGGUUGUGGUGUUCUAGCAGCUAGUGACAACAGCAACACUCCAUUUAAAGCCCAGGAGGCCCUGCUGAACACUGCCAAGAGGAUCAAAGCAACAGCAACCACGCCCAAACCAGGAAGUAGACAGGAAGAGGAGGAGUUUAGGCCAGAGGGACUUCCUGAGCUGGUGCAGAGAGGGUUUGCUGAUAUCCCUCUAGGAGAGGCCAGUCCCUUCAUCAUGAGGAGAACCGCAGUGCAGCGCUGUAGCCCUCGUCUGGCCGCCGCACGACACAAUGCCACCACCCCAACUGUAACCCCCCAACACAAGGUGCUGGAGCCCCUGUCCCUUCAGAGCCCUGUCGGCAUGGCAACUCUGUCUGACAGCCCUGGUGGGAAAGGCCUGUGUGUUAGUCCUGCCUCCAGUGGCGAGGAGAGGCGUGGCCGUCGGUCCCUGAGCACACGGAAGACUCCGGAACAGAGGGAGAAACGCAAAGAGGCCAUGAUGACUGCAUCACGCCAAGAGGAGAACUGCCAAGUGCAGUAACAUAGCAACUAACUAACCUGUACAAAGCCAGUAACACCCCAGCCCAAACCAAUGUGAUGACAGAAUACUGGUGUCAGAAUGUCUGUAAACUGCAUUACUAAUGUAAUUCAUCUGUCUGCUGUCUGUGGUACAGGUGAAAUGCGAUUCUCCAAUGUAAGCUGUAGAUAUUAAAUGUUUCUGUGUUUUUCCUCUGAACCUGUUUUAUACUUUCUAUUCCUCCUGAUUUACUACUACUGUUAAUAGCACAAAAAUAAACUUUUUGUUUUGUUUUAAUCUGUUAUUAGGGCUGUUUUUCCAGACCCAAGUGAAUCCUACUGGACUAGAAAGCAUGCUCGAUGGAGAAUCUCCAUGCCAUUGGAACUUAAUGUGUGUCUGUAGAAACUAUCCCAUAAAGUCGUAUAAGAUAAAACUCCAAUACCUAGUUCUGUAGCGUUACGGCUCUUUUCUGUGUCAAUAACGAAUAAUUCCACUUCACUCCAGCUCGUUGGUUGUUCAUAAUGAUAUAACUGCUGUUUUACUAAACAUUGUGAUCACA
This is a messenger RNA of Oncorhynchus mykiss (rainbow trout), 9623 nucleotides long. RefSeq names its product centromere protein F (gene cenpf). Gene Ontology annotation, biological process: metaphase chromosome alignment; regulation of G2/M transition of mitotic cell cycle; mitotic cell cycle. Gene Ontology annotation, cellular component: spindle pole; chromosome, centromeric region; nucleus. Gene Ontology annotation, molecular function: microtubule binding; dynein complex binding; protein homodimerization activity. NCBI's taxonomy places the organism in Eukaryota, Metazoa, Chordata, Actinopteri, Salmoniformes, Salmonidae. The record is from RefSeq and is a predicted model, not a curated record.